This is a messenger RNA of Fusarium odoratissimum NRRL 54006, 2142 nucleotides long. RefSeq lists its product as uncharacterized. The transcript has 5 exons. Gene Ontology annotation, biological process: regulation of DNA-templated transcription; DNA-templated transcription. The record is from RefSeq and is a predicted model, not a curated record. Bases 1 to 2142 code for a protein of 713 amino acids. NCBI's taxonomy places the organism in Eukaryota, Fungi, Ascomycota, Sordariomycetes, Hypocreales, Nectriaceae. Gene Ontology annotation, molecular function: zinc ion binding; DNA-binding transcription factor activity, RNA polymerase II-specific; DNA binding.
AUGGCUCCAGAGAAUGUAGAACAACAGGAUUCUAGUCCAGGCCGGCCAUUCUUAACAACAGCCCAAGUUCCAUCACGUCAGUCGGCGCCAUCAGCUCGAAAUUCUCGUCUGCCUCCUACUUGUGCACUCUGCCAACAGAGAAAGGUCCGAUGUGACCGACAGAGUCCUUGUUCCACCUGCAUCAAAGCAAAGGUCGAAUGUGUCACCCAGACGCUGCCAGGCCGCCACCGGAAAAGACGAUUCCCCGAGAGAAAGCUUCUGGAACGAUUGAGGGAGUAUGAAGCCUUACUUCGCCAGAACGACAUAGAGUUCGAGCCUUUGCACAAUGAUACGCCGCGGGGCUUGCGUCAACAUCCAGGUGAAUCCGAAUCUGAGGGCGACUCUCCCAAGGGUACCCGGUUCAACAGCCCUGAUGCAGAGCCGCCAUUGCCCGAUAGUCACCAUCAGGAUACUGAUAUCAUACCCUUGCAGUUUCGCCAUCCAGUGUCGCCAGUCGAUUCCCCAGAAGGGGACAUUGGACAGUCCGUCGUCCAAGGCGCGUGGGAUCAGUUUUACGGGAACGAUGACUAUCUCUUAUUCAGCACAGGAAUGGAGCCAGGGAGACUUGUCUCACUACACCCGCAACCGGCCUGGAUUCUCUGGUUCUGGCAGAUCUACCUGGACAAUAUCGACCCAGUGCUCAAGAUCACCCAUGCGCCGACCCUCCAACGACAGAUCAGUGAAGCUAGCAGGAACCUCAGCCAGACGAGCCCUGCUCUGCACGCCUUGAUGUUUUCCAUAUACUGUGCUGCUCUGUUUUCUAUUACCGACGACGAAUGCCAUAGCAUCUUUGGCGAAUCCAAGAAUACACUGAGUCUACGGUACCGGAGUGGUUGUCGGCAUGCGCUCGUCAACGCCGGCUUCCUACGCACGUCGGACUUACAAGUUCUGGCGGCUCUUUUACUCUUUCUGGUGACAAUCACGAGCAAGGACAUUGACCCACGAUCACUCUCCACUCUGACCGGAAUUCCGGUGCGCAUAGCUCAGAGGAUGGGCCUCCACAGUGAAUCGCAUAAUACCACGUUCGCUCCUUUUGAAGCUGAACUGCGCCGAAGGCUGUGGUGGCAGAUUAUUCUCCUUGAUAGCAGGACUGGUGAAAUGGCGGACUGCAAGGCUUCGAAUCUGGUUCCCACCUGGGACUGCAAACUACCUCUGAAUGCCAACGACAGUGACCUCUCUAUGCACGGCAGGGGGUCGCUUCCUACUGGAGCAGAUCUUACUGAGGCUCUGCUUAUUAUGAUCAGAACCGAGAUAGCCGAGUUUGUACGACAUGCGGACUUCCACCUCGAUUUCGCCUCGCCGUCGCUCAAGGGCAUGGCUGACAAGUCGGCGCAACAACGCUCAGUUGACCAACUGGAACACAUGAUCGAGAAUAAAUAUCUCAUCCAUUGCCAUGACCAAGUUCCACUGCACUUCAUGGCGAUCUGUAUUGGUCGCAGCCUCAUCUGCAAGUGGCGGCUUUCCGAGCACCUUUCCAAGAUCUCCAAUACCGAUUUCACGCAGUCGGGGGCAUACCGUGACAUGAUCCUCUCUACUGCGAUCCGUAUGAUCGAAAUCGAUACCAAGAUACGCACAAUCAAAGCCAAAGGCUUUCUUUGGGUUGCUAAUUUCCAUUUUCCCUUCCCGGCAUACGUCUACCUCACUCAGGAGCUGAGGCGUCGAACCACUGGCCCGUUAGUUGAGCAAGCAUGGGAUGCCAUGUCUGCCAAUUACGAUGCUCGCAAUUUUCACUACGUAGGAGCAAGGUCAAACAUUUACAGAUCAUUCGGUCAAAUGCUCCUCAAAGCCUGGGAAGCUCGUGAAAACUGUCUAGCAGAAAUGGGUGCACCAACCCCAGCACCACCUACAGUAAUCGCAUUGAUCCGGACUGAGCUGGCGGCACAGAGACAGCCUGGCUUAAUGCGCCAGAAUCCUACAGUCGACUUUCGGAUGGAUGCAGCGAGUGGAUAUGCAUGGACUCCCGUGGAUUCCUCACCCGCGACCGUUCGCCCGGAAGGCAAUACUGACCUGGUAGACUUGGGGCCGGCUGACUGGAUGUUCAUGACCGAUGUGGUAGGAGAUAUUGUGUACGGAGGUGGACCGUCUUGGGACACUGGUAUAUGA